Molecule: messenger RNA, 1077 nt
Organism: Scedosporium apiospermum
Lineage: Eukaryota; Fungi; Ascomycota; Sordariomycetes; Microascales; Microascaceae
Product: Cytochrome c peroxidase, mitochondrial
Exons: 3
Coding region: 1-1077 (358 amino acids)
Biological process (GO): cellular response to oxidative stress; hydrogen peroxide catabolic process; response to reactive oxygen species
Molecular function (GO): peroxidase activity; heme binding
Source: RefSeq, a predicted model, not a curated record
AUGGCUUCGACUACCCGCCAAUUCGCCCGUGUGGCGCUCCGAACCACCACCCGUCGCACCGCUUUCGUCGCUGCUCCCAGGCAAAUCCUCCGCCAGGGUGGUCGCCGCUAUAACUCUUCCGAGGCUGGCAAGUCCGGUGGCUCCUCUUCCUUGAUCUGGAUCGCUGGUGCUGCGGCGGCCGGUGGCGCUGGUUACUACUUCUUCACUCAGGGUGGCUCUAGCCCCUCGAUCAAGGAGUUCAAGCCUACCCAGAAGGACUACCAGGAGGUCUACAAUGUCAUUGCCGGCCGCCUUGAGGAGAACGACGAGUACGAUGACGGAAGCUACGGUCCCGUCCUCCUCCGUCUUGCCUGGCACGCCAGCGGUACCUAUGACAAGGAGACCGGCACUGGUGGCAGCAACGGUGCUACCAUGAGGUUCGCUCCCGAGUCGGAGCACGCCGCCAAUGCCGGUCUCAAGGCCGCCCGUGACUUCCUCGAGCCCGUCAAGCAGAAGUUCCCCUGGAUCUCCUACUCGGAUCUCUGGAUCCUCGGUGGUGUCUGCGCCAUCCAGGAGAUGUUGGGACCUGAGAUUCCUUACAGGCCCGGCCGUACUGACGGUGACCUCUCUGCCUGCACUCCCGACGGCCGUCUUCCCGAUGCUGCCCAGGGCCCCAAGCACAUCCGUGACAUCUUCUACCGAAUGGGCUUCAACGAUCAGGAGAUCGUUGCCCUCUGCGGUGCUCACGCUCUCGGCCGCUGCCACAAGAACCGAAGCGGCUUCGAUGGUCCCUGGACCUUCUCUCCCACCGUUCUGACCAACGACUUCUACCGCCUUCUCCUUGACGAGAAGUGGCAGUGGAGGAAGUGGGACGGCCCCGCUCAGUACGAGGACAAGAAGACCAAGAGCCUUAUGAUGCUCCCUACCGAUAUGGCUCUUGUCCAGGACAAGGAGUUCCGCAAGUGGGUCGAGCUCUACGCCAAGGAUAACGACGCCUUCUUCAAGGACUUCUCCGCCGCCGUCGUCAAGCUCUUCGAGCUCGGUGUCCCCUUCGCCCAGGACGCCAAGAGGUUCACUCUCAAGUCCCCCAACGCUUAA